Molecule: messenger RNA, 4067 nt
Organism: Cynocephalus volans (Philippine flying lemur)
Lineage: Eukaryota; Metazoa; Chordata; Mammalia; Dermoptera; Cynocephalidae
Product: tigger transposable element-derived protein 1-like
Exons: 3
Coding region: 1649-3325 (558 amino acids)
Cellular component (GO): nucleus
Molecular function (GO): DNA binding
Source: RefSeq, a predicted model, not a curated record
GGCCCUUACCUCCAUCGCCGUCGCCUCCCGCCGGGAUUUUGGCCGCAACCCGGAGACACAGCCCACCAGUCGGCCCCCACGCGCGGCGCCGCCUCCCGCCAGCCCCUCGGCCUCAGGCCCCCACACACAGCACGGCAGGCCCGGCGCUGGACCUCCGCCUCACCCGAGCGGACGCCGGCCCGCCCACAGGGUUCCCGGAGAACUCGACCUUGGCGGCUUGCGUGUCCCUCGAAGGCAUGGGAAAGGACCUGAUGUUCCUUCAGUUUCUCGCCUAGGUUCCUGGCCAGCGUACUUAUUUUCCUAAUGCUUCGACUUAAGAUAAUUAGCAACAUAAAUUAUGCAUGUCGGGAUUACAGUCCAGUGUUUUCUUUGCCCUAAUACAGGCCGUGUACUUCUUGAAUGAGUAACCAAAUAACUUGUUGCAUGACAGUGAAUAAAGCGGCUCGGAAGAAAUCGUGCUGGAGCCUCCACCCCAGGCGCAGAGCGGAGGUCAGGCGCGAACAGGCUCGCGGUGGAACCGUGCGAUUCCGUGGCAAGAAACUAAGGAAACCGGGAUGAGUACCAAUGACUGGCACAGUCUGAGGAGAGGCAUGAAACAUCAGAAAAGCUGGGGUUUGUUUUGUACUUAAGGAUUAUUUUAAGUGGUUAAGAAGAAAACUUCUGUUCUGAACUGUACGGGAAGACAUUAAGUGUUGGUAUUUACACUAAAGCAUCAUCCAGAAUUCUAGCAUUUGAGGACAUUCAAGGCGCUUUUUGCCUUCUGCCCUAUAGGAGGAAAUCACUCCAUUCUAUCAAGCCACUAACAGGGAUCCUGUGGUUUCAUUUCAAAGCGCUCAAGUCAAGUCAAAAACAGGGUGUUCAGAGAUGCCAAGAGGGAUGAAAUUAGGCCUAUUUUCCCCUGAAGUUGAGAAAUUCUUACAAGAAAGUUCUGACAUGUUUCCCUCCAAAUUGAACAGAUUUGUUUUUUCAUUGGAAUGGAACAGCAAAAGCAAAGCUACCUCCUAGUUCCAUUUUGCUCCUUUCCUCCCUAAAAGAAUUUUCAAAAAUUAUGUACCACAUAUGUAAUUAACAACUGAAUUUUUUCUUCAUGAUUUUAAUUAAUUGGAAAGAGUGUAAUUUCUGACAUUCUGAUAACGGCAUUUUAAAGUGAAACUGACAUUCUUUUUAAGAAAUAUAUCCAAUGGAAUCUAAUAGAGAAACAAUAUCCAUUCUCUAUCUACAAACUAUAUGAAAAACUCUUCUUUGAAAGUCAGAUGUUAAUUCUUUUUUCUUUUAACUCACUUCCAUUCCACUGUGCCCCCAAAUUGUAUCCUAAUGCAACCUAUUUUUAUGCUUGGAAGUCUUACUGAUUACACUUAUCUUUUUUUGCAAGAGACCCAUACAGUUAUUCAUUUACAGAUUCUCCAUUUCUGAACUAAAACAUAUGUAACCCCAAAAUCAAUACUUAUACUUUCUCAUUUAUAGAACAUGCAGAACAGUGAAAAAUUUGAAUCACCUUAUGUGCACAUUCCCACCUGGGUGUCAACAAGGCCAUCCUAUGCCUUCUUGUUUUAGUUCUCGUACUAUAAACAAAUGUCCUUUUCUUGAUCUACUUAGUGUCAUGUUUUUUGAAUUUUUGUGCUUUUUGUUGGUGACUUCACUGUUUUAAAUGGCCCCCAAGCGUAGUGCUGAAGUGCCGUCUAGGGUUCCUAAACGCAGAAAGGUUGUGAUGUGUCUUACAGAGAAAAUACGUGUGUUAGAUAAGCUUCGUUCAGGCAUGAGUUAUAGUGCUGUUGGCCGUGAAUUCAAUGUUAAUGAAUCAACAAUACGGUACAUCCAGAAAAAGGAGGAGGAGAUCCGCCGAUCUGUACGUGAGGCUGCUCCAGGAAGUGCUAAAGUAACGUCUAUAGUGCGUGAUGAAGCUAUGGAAAAGAUGGAAAAGCAGCUGAAUUUGUGGAUUCAUGAGAUGAUGACCAAUAAAAAAAGCAUAGUGGACAGUAUCAUUGUGAGGCUGAAAGCCAAAGAAAUUUACAGUCAUGUUACCCAGGGUCAGGAGAAUGUUAAACCCUUCUCAGCCAGUGCGGGCUGGCUUGCUCGUUUCAAGAGGCGAUACAGCAUGAAAAAUUUUAAACUUGCGGGCAAGGCCGGUUCUGCAGAUCAAGAGGCUGCAGAAGAAUUUAAAAAAUACCUGCUAAGCAUUAUACAUGAAAAGGGUUACGUGGAAGAGCAGAUUUUCAACGCUGAUGAGACUGGCUUGUUUUACAAGAAUGUUGGUAAACGAACCUAUGUAAUGCAGAUGGCUUCCAAAGCCCCUGGCUUUAAAGCAUUCAAAGACUGUGCAACCUUGCUAUUGUGCACCAAUGCCAAGGGCGACUUUAAGUGCAAACCCCUAAUGGUAUACAGAGCCCAAAACCCACCAGCACUUAAAGGGAAAAACCUGAACUGUAUGCCAGUCCAUUGGAGGUGGAACAAAAAAGCAUGGAUGGUAUCCAAAAUAUUCUUGGAUUGGUUCCACAAUUGCUUCAUCCCAGAAGUUGAAUGCUAUCUCCAGGGUAAAAACCUUGCCUUCAGAGUUUUAUUGAUUUUGGAUAAUGCCCCAGUUCAUUGCCAUGAAGAACGUGAAAAUGCCCACCCCAACAUAGAAGUUCUUUUCAUGCCCCCAAACACUGCAUCUCUCAUCCAACCCCUCAAUCAGGGUAUAAUGAAAGCUUUCAAGGCUCACUACAUAAGGCAGCUUUAUAGUAAGGCUUAUGAGUCUCUUGACACCAACGAGGAAACCACCGUGAUAGACUCCUGGAAAGCAGUCACCAUACGCAACGUUAUUGAUUAUGUUGGCUCAGCCUGGGACAGCAUCAAGCAGGCUACUAUCAAUAAGUGUUGGGAAAAUAUCUGGCCAGACUGUGUGAAAAAUUUUGAAGGCUUCAAAAGUGUUACAGAAAAUAUAAAGAACAGUGUCAAAAACAUAAUGCAUAUUGCACAGCAAAUAAGUGGAGAAGGUUUCAGUGACAUGAAGGAAGAAGACGUGGAGGAACUUUUGGCAGAGAAGGCAGUAGAACCCACCAACAAAGACCUGGAUGAGAUGGGCAAACACAGCAUCAGAGUCAGUGAUGAAAGUCAGCCUAGGACUCCAAGAAUCGUCCCUCUCACAGCGGCCAAAAUAUCAGAGUGGAAUUCUGCCUUGGAAAAAAUUUUCAAUGACAUGGAAGAAUGUGACCCUGUGCUUGAACGCAGCCUCACAUUUAAGCUCCUAACCUCCACUGCAUUUGUCCCGUAUUCUGAGACACUUAAAGAUUUGAGGAGAAAGGCCAGGCAGACAAGGCUGAAGCAGUUUUUCGAGCCAGUUUGAAAGGUGCCGACACUGUCGACAAGUUGCAGAAGCCAAUGUCCUGAGGAGAACUGCCAGACCAUGGCAUGCCACCCUCACUGUCCUGCUCCUCAUCUGCAGGAUAUAUUCCCCCAGCCUCUCCUUUGGUUUUCAUGGGGCAAGCCAAGGUCAAGAAGUUACACCGCAUGGACACUGACCAUCACACAUCCUGCAGUUCCAUCCACAAGAUGACAGAGACAGAAGGAGAGACACAGAGACAGGAGGCAGCAGAGAGGGAAGGCAAUGAACAAGGAAACUGCCACACUGCACUUACGUUACCACUGACACGCUGUCUGCUCGGCCUCGUGACAGCUUCAGGAGAGUGGACAGCCCUUGGCAUCCUGCACGUUCUCUUGGGUCUGUGUUCUCUCCGUUGCUCACUGAUUCUGUCGUCUGUCAUCUCCACUCCACUUUUGAGCCCAUCCAAGAACCUGUAAUGGCUUUUUGAAGCCUCUGUAUGACGACUGCUUGGAAAUCCUUGUCAGAUGAUUCCAGCCUCAUUCACUGGGAGGAGAAAUGGUUGCUAAGGUCACCUGUGCAAUGCCACUAGAAAAGGAAUCAUCUAGAAAAGGUUCCAUGCCGACCAGAACCAGAUCUCCAGACCAGAAUCCAGUUAUGUCUCUGCCUGGUCUAAUGAGUUCUCCAGUGACCAGACUUGGGGGUGGGGCAUUGUCAGAACUGUCAUCAUUUUCUCCAUAUUUAAUAAAACAAAAUGGAUUCUCAA